AUGACGACCCUACAUUGUGAGGAUCCCGGUGACCUUCGCGCUACUCGACAUCAACAUCGAUUAGAAUCAGACUUUGCUAACCUCUGCUUAGACUUGCCCCCGGUGAAGCCAUCCGCCAUUGCGAUGGGUACCUUCUUCACCCAUACCGCUUCUUUGGGUAUCCUUGCUCCCGUCUUUGGCGACACCUACCAUCGCGCCCAGGCCGCCAACUCGAAGGAAGAGUUCAUCAAAUCAAAAGAAGCCGCCGGUGCCGCCGCUGCAUGGGGAAGCUCCCUCGUGGGAAGUGCGGUCCAGACUUAUGGAGUGGCCGCAUUGAUCAACGCAACUGGCACCCUAAGCUACAAGGGGGCGGCGUAUCUUGGCACCCUGAUAUUCUUUGCUAGCUCUGCUCCCAGUUUCGUCAGCCAGCUCUUUGCCGAGAAGCGGCCUCUUGAUACCAUUGCGGUUGGCGCUGUCUCCCGUGUGUUCGAGACCGUCGGGCUUAGUUUGUUCCUGACUUGGUGGGGUACUCGUACUCACCCAUUUGAUUAA
Penicillium macrosclerotiorum is the source of this 531-nucleotide messenger RNA. Its product is annotated as DUF1761 domain-containing protein. The transcript has 2 exons. The coding region runs from base 1 to 531 and encodes 176 amino acids. NCBI's taxonomy places the organism in Eukaryota, Fungi, Ascomycota, Eurotiomycetes, Eurotiales, Aspergillaceae. The record is from RefSeq and is a predicted model, not a curated record.